GCCUGUGUUUGUGGGUGCCUGGUUUCAACCAUGGUGAUAUAAAUUAUUGAUCAUUAAACAGGACAAGCUACCUGGAAGGUAGGAUUUCUGUGCACUGGCCUGUUUAAUGUCACAGUAACAACAGUAACAGGCAACUGAGGAACAAUAACUAGCUGUUUAUUUAACGGCCAUAGCCCCACUAUUUAAAUUCAUAUUGUGUGGCUAGGCAGCAUUGAGAAAUGUCUUUACUGUAUCUUGAUUCCCUUACCAUAAAAGAAGAUGACUCAAACUCCUCCACUGAAAACCUAAGUUUGGAAGAGGACUUGGAUUCAGACUUGGAGCCAGAUGAAAAGCCAAACCACAAGCCAUCAACCACAGCCGAAGUGUACCUGGAAGCCUGCAGACUGACUGGUGUGGUGCCCGUCUCAUACUUCAUAAGACACCUGGGUACCUCCAGCAUGGACCUAAAUCACCACGGACUCGGACCACUGGGCUGCAAGGCCCUUGCUAUUGCAUUAGUGACUGAUAUGACCAUCAGUACCCUGGAACUGGCAGACAAUCACAUUCUAGCGGAGGGAGCUAAACACCUUGUUGAAAUGCUGAAGGCUAAUUUCACCAUCAAUACCAUGGAUUUGUCGGACAACCACCUUCAGUCUGUCGGCGCAGAGUGUAUUGGAAAAAUGUUGCUUGAAAAUAUUUCAUUGAAAUCGUUGAAACUCUCAGGAAACAAAUUCACUGAGGACGAUGCAAAAUUCUUUGCAGAUGCAUUAUCAAGCAAUUAUAGAGUGAAACACCUGGACCUGAGCCACAACGCUUUCAGUGGACGUGGAGGAGAGCAUUUGGGACAGAUGCUGGCAAACAACGAGGGUCUAGAGACGCUGGACCUCAGCUGGAAUCAUCUCAGGAUGAAAGGAGCUGUGGCCUUUUCGGCUGGGCUCAAGGUGAACAUAACCUUGAAACACCUGGACCUGUCGUGGAACGGGUUCGGGAAUGAGGGAGCGCUGGCGAUGGGAGAGGCGCUGAAAUACAACAACACUCUGGUCCAUUUGAACCUCAACAACAACCGCAUCACCAACGAGGGGGUGGGCACGCUGUGCAAAGGCCUGGAGUUCAACGACACACUGAGAGUCUUACUGCUGGCAUACAAUUCUCUGACAGUAGAGGGCGCACUGGCCCUGGUUAAUGUGGUGAAGAACAGCCAUAAAACGGCCUUGGAGGAGAUCAACAUAUGUAACGUGUUGGUAAAUGAGAACUUUGUGCGGCUGCUGGAGUUGACCUGUCAGGAGCACCCCAGUCUAGAGGUGCAGUACGGGGGGGUGGGGGGCUUCAUUGCAAAGAAACCCCCCAAACGUCUCGACCCCAUGAAGGUCAUCCAGGACUAUCUGGAUCAACGCAAACUGCGCUUGUGGGACUUCUUCCGGAACAUCGAUAAGGACGGCACCAUGCGCGUCCCUGUAGGGGACUUCAGGAAGGCCGUGCAGCAAUCCAGCAUUCCUUUGGAUCGCUACCAAAUCGAGGAGCUUAUUCAGAGGCUGGACCGUGAGAGGACAGGCAUGGUAGACUACAGGGGGCUGGCGGACACCCGCAAGCAGAUGAUGAAGGACCACCGGCGGCAGCUGCGCAAGACCGAGUCCCGGCAGAAAAAGGAGAAGCAGAAGAGCGACCGCAUCCUCAAGACCUUCCAGAGCGCCGUGGAGGCGGUGACGCCGCGCGAGUCCAUGGUCAUGUCGCCCGGCGCCGGGGCCAAGGAGGACUCGAGCGGGCCCCAACACUUCUCCGCCACGCCCCUGAGCUCCUGGCACCACAUCGUCAUGUCCAACAGCAGCCGCUACUCCGUCACCAACCUGAGCAGCGAGCACGUCCACCAGCCCCACCACCACCUCCACCGGGAGCAGCAGAGACCCACCAGUUCGCCCGCCAUGCGGUCCUACUCGCACCCCAACCUGCUGGACGACUCGCCGCGCUCCGGCCCCGGCAAGACCGGCUCCUCUGCCCAGGGGAUGCACUCCGACCCGGAGGGGGACGUGGGCAAGCUCAGCGCCACCACGGACCACCUGACCCGGUCCAGGCCCGCGCUCAACAACCAACUGUCUGCCGGCAAGAGCAAAACAGGCAAAGUGAAGAAGAAGAAGAAGAAGCGAGUGGAGAAGGCAUGAAAGAAACCCGACCACACAGGAAGUGCCUUAUGUUGAUACAUAAGGUUAAUCUUUGCAAAGCAAAGAUCAUCUUUGAAAAGCAAAGAUUAACCCUAUGCUUUGUUUGUC
Messenger RNA from Gadus macrocephalus (Pacific cod), 2243 nucleotides. RefSeq names its product leucine-rich repeat-containing protein 74A. The transcript has 13 exons. The record is from RefSeq and is a predicted model, not a curated record. NCBI's taxonomy places the organism in Eukaryota, Metazoa, Chordata, Actinopteri, Gadiformes, Gadidae. The coding region runs from base 219 to 2135 and encodes 638 amino acids. Gene Ontology annotation, molecular function: protein binding; calcium ion binding.